Molecule: messenger RNA, 503 nt
Organism: Rhododendron vialii
Lineage: Eukaryota; Viridiplantae; Streptophyta; Magnoliopsida; Ericales; Ericaceae
Exons: 3
Coding region: 61-444 (127 amino acids)
Source: RefSeq, a predicted model, not a curated record
GGGGGACCACCAAGAAUAAAAUCCAACCCCUCCCCAAAGCUAAGGAUUAUAUCGUAGGAGAUGAAGUUCCUUUCAUGGCUGUUCAUCAUCAUCCUAUGUGCUCAAGCCCUACCAAGUUUGGCUCUUGAAACACUUUCCACAACAAGAGACAGAGGUUUUGUUCUCUUAAAACCCCAUCUGCAAGAACAUGAGGCUAAAGGUGUAAACAGAACAACCAGUUUACGUGGAGAAAGUGAUAGAGAAAUAUCGGUGUUCACGCAACCAAAGGUUUACGCAAGAAAGGCACAGAGAGGGAAGGGAGCUUACGGCGGCGCGAACAUAGAUCGUAACCCGCGUCCGUCUGCAAAAAGUGCAGCAUCAGUUCCGAAGAGAUCCCUGUUCUUCAUCCUCUCAACAACUAUCCUGUAUGCUGGAUUCAGUUGGAUCCUUCUUUUUCCCUUCUGAUCCCUCCAGCUGAAUUUGUACUAGUCUUUGUGUUCAUCUAUGAAGAUUUUGUCUGAAAA